This is a messenger RNA of Cylas formicarius (sweet potato weevil), 4239 nucleotides long. Its product is annotated as regulator of G-protein signaling 17. The record is from RefSeq and is a predicted model, not a curated record. The transcript is spliced from 8 exons. Lineage: Eukaryota; Metazoa; Arthropoda; Insecta; Coleoptera; Brentidae. The coding region runs from base 376 to 1332 and encodes 318 amino acids.
CGUCGCGGCGGCACAGCCGACUUAAUAGUGUUGUAAAGACGGUGCGAGUAAGCCGCUGGCAAGCGUCAUCCAGACGCUGGCUUAGGGACGAGGCAAGGACUCGGAAAUGGGUCGCCCUAAAAGUCCCCGUGCAUGUAACGGAGGAGUACGGUGAAAGUGUAGUGCAGCUCACAGUACAAUAACCCCUAGACAAGUGUUGCUGCUACUGCUGCUGCCGGGCCCAGGCCCACCAUGUUCCAGCGCUAGCCGGAACGACUUUAAGCUUACAGUCGGGCGUCCAAAUACUGGUCUCAGUAGCAUGGGCCUCGGCCCUCCGGCGGGGCCCACGUGUGCAGCCGCUGUCAACGGCAGCUACCUUCAUGGCCAUUGAUAAAGAUGUCGUGUAGCGUUACUGAACGGGUGACGAGUAGAGCGGGUGUAGGAGCUCCCACCGGAACAACCGGCAACAGCGCUGCUGCAAGUGGUGCUGCUACACGAUGUAGAGGUCGCCGCGGAACAGACGGCAGCGCUGCCAACCUCACGACGUCACCUAAUCUGAGGAGCACCAACCAAGAGGGCGGCCCUCCCCAAAAUGGUCCGCAAUCGAGUCCUCAAGGGGCUCCGUUUAGAUCAAAACCUUGCUGUAGUAUUCUUUGGUGCUGUUGCUGCAAAUGUCCCUGCUCUAACCCCGGAAACAAAGGUAACGACGAGAACGGCACUAAAAAAAAUUCGAAUUCGGAAUUGGAUGCUUGCGAGGCGAUUCCUACACCGUCGGUGGAUGAAAUACGAAGUUGGGGCAAAUCCUUUGAUAAGUUGAUGAAAAGUCCUGCGGGUAGGAAAGUAUUUAGAGACUUUUUGAAAGGAGAAUACUCUGAAGAAAACAUUCUUUUUUGGUUGGCAUGCGAGGACCUCAAGAAACAAACUAAUAAGGAAGUGAUCGAAGAGAGAGCGCGUCUUAUAUACGAGGAUUAUAUAUCUAUCUUAUCUCCAAAAGAGGUGUCUCUGGAUUCGAGAGUGCGGGAAAUAGUCAACCGUAACAUGGUAGAACCUACGCCGAACACAUUCGACGAAGCUCAAGUCCAGAUAUAUACUCUCAUGCACAGGGAUAGUUACCCUCGCUUUGUCAACUCGCAAAUGUACAAAUCCUUAGCACAAAUCGAUAAGCAAGACAAAGACUUGCACCAGCAACCGACAUCAUCAACGUCAUCAAUAAUAUCGGUGGACUUAGGCAACGCGCAAUCUCAAAGCGCAAGCGUACAAGCAACCGCGUCGACACCCCUUUUAGGGGGAGCUGCGCCUGCUGCUCACCCGGUACAAGUCACUUCAGCGCGGGACCAGGCAGAUGGUAGUUAAACAACUCCCUUCGUAUCUCAAACAGGCGGCCUAACAAGAGACUCUUUAGUCGACAAUAACAGGGGACCCCGGCUAGCGGCAAAAAUAACCCAAAAAAAAAACAUCAACCAACCAAUCUUCAGUCCAAAUAUUGCGGGUAAAGAUUAUCUAUCGUCUUCAAUUCGCCAGAGGCCUAGUAAAAGUCAAAAGCCGCUGCCAACUAUUUUGGAUCAUUCCUCGCACAGUGCACGGUAUAAAUGUGUCCGUUUAAGUAUCGGCAACGCUGCCUUUUAGUACAUCGAAUCUAUAGGAAGGUAUAUAUUAUACGGAGCCGGAAGUGCGACGCUUUUUCUCUGAUUUUCUGUGUUGGUUAGUGUCAAAAUACGAUAUGAACAAAGUCGGGUGUUACGGAAUAGGUUUAAGCGGUCUGCACGAAAUCAGCUUUAACUUAUCUAUAACGUGGAAAUUCGAUGAGUCUACGAUGCAAAUCGAGAUGUAGAAAAUCUGAUGAUAUUUUGCUUAGAGUUGCUUGUUUUGCAAAUAUUGUAGACUUUCGAUAUCCAACUUGUGCCGACCGUAUUGUUAUUCUGAAACGGACUUUGUUUGAAUACAUUCCGAUAUACGCGCAAACAUAUUUAUUGGCCUACAGACGGCCUUCACGGUUUAACUCGAAACUAAUAUUUUGACACUAAGAUUUAAUCUGUUAGAUUGUUUGUACUAAUCGGUGGGACACUUUAGAGGACCAAAUUAAAGCAAAAAGCAAAGCAAAAAUCAGGACGCUAACGUGAGAUGUGUUCGUUCGUCCUCUAGCUUCAAUGGAGCUACCGAUGUUCGUAUGUUCACUAUGUACCAUAGCAAUCAUGACCGAUCUGGAUGUCAUAAUCGCUCACAUAUAAAAAUUAGUGUUUGUGUUAUAAUAACGAAUAUGGUUCAUCUCACUUGUAUAGUUAGGAUUAAGGGCGACGGCAGCUUUAAUAUAAACUUGUAAUAUCUAUCGAAAAACAUACAGGGUGGUUCCAUGACAAUUGUUUCUCAAAUAUAGUUCCAGUCUCAAGUCUUACUAUAGUCUUCGUUCAAAGUGAUUAAUACUAGUACAGUAGAAAUGGAUCGCCAAUAUUAACUUCAAAUUAAGACUAUUCAACGCCUUAGUGCGUUCACCAUAACUACCAUGUCGGUAAUUAUUGCUGUACAAAUGAAAUACACUCAGAUUCUCUAAUAUGGGCAGCGCAAUUACUCUCGCCUUACUGCUUUUAACUUGUCACUUUGUUUUAUUUUGCUUCAAAUGUCUGCUCGGCACUCCUUGGUCUGCUCCAUAUUUCUUGUCUAGUUCAAGACAAUUCGCUCUCUUCUCUCUCGCUGGAGAGGGUGAUGGUCUCGUGCUUUACUACUAUUUUUACUGUCAACCAUUUUCUGCUUAUUCCAUAAUACUAUGUUGUCUUUUGUUUUUAAUGUUUUUAAUAAUACUACUCUCAUUCGUUCGAUGAGCAAAUACUGAUUGGAUACCCGAUUAAGUACUGACGACAUGAGCAAUCGAAGUGUAUGUUUCUAUUUCGUUUCCACAGCAAUUUUUAACCGAUAGGCCCGAUCUACCUUAAUAAAUAAUAAUAAAAAUGUAAAACAUGUAGUUUUGAAAAAAAAGAGUAACCCCAUUCGCAAAAUUCACAAAAAAAAACAAAAAAUCAAUAGGGGGACAGGAAGCAUCAGCGCGUGGAGAUAUUUUUAUAUCCGCUCAUUACUCCGGUACGACCAAAAUUAAAUUUUGACAGCAAAAUUUGGUUAAUGCGAGUUGAUUGUGGCGUAAAACAAAUAUCGAUCCGAUUAAACCCAUUACAGUUUAAUGCUAAUUUUGUUGGGAAAAGUUUGACUUCCAAAGAUUCAAUGAUUUAGCCUGUGUAGAUGGUAAUCAAAUGCAGCACAGAGGCUCUGUUCCGAUCACCAAUGGGGCUUCCGAACUUGAUAAAAUACGACAACGCGGAAUGCGUUGGUAAAAAUGCUGUCUAGCAAUUGCAACUGGUAAAAAUAUUUAACGUAAUUUUUUUAAUGCUUUACUUAGUUGGAUGAAUAUUGACGGUCCACCGAGAAAACCUUUCUAUACUGGAACGAUAUAGAGAAUUGCUCAAAAUAAUAAUAACCAAAGAAAUAUUUUUAAGUCGUUUAGUUUGUAACAUUUAUCUUUGAGCAUUUCUUUAGGAACAGACAAAUUUACAAAUGAAAAUUUCCAUUAGCUAGUACGGAAUUUUGUUCUCGUAAAAACGAUAGUUUGUAAACUGUUGGACGCAAUAACAUAAAAUAUUCUGUAUUACUGUACAGUAUUAACCAAUCAUCAAUCUCAAACGCACAAAACAUCAGUGUUAUCUAGAAUUUUCUACAACAAGCAUACGUAAUUUUUUAAACAAAUGUCCGUUUCGAUUACGUGAUCAGUUGAUCGCAGAUGCAUGUUGGAUUUGCCGGUGAUGAUUUGAUGUAUACUUAAUAAUUAAUUUUCUCCAAGUGUUCGAACGACCGUAUGUCGUUUUUUGCAAUUGUAGACUAUUUCUAGUAGCAAUAAUUAUUUUGGCCUAUUAGCAGCAAAACUAGAGGUUCUUUAAAUACUCAUUUCAACACUGGCACGAAACAUGUUCCCUGUAUAUAACUUUAGUAACUGAGUAGAAGAACUCAAAUCUUUUAGUCAGUCUAAAUAGUGUAUAUGUGUUUUCUGUGGCUGCCGUUGCUAUAAGCUCCCCUCUGUCCCAUUAAAUGAUCCCCAUCUAUACCCAUCCCUUCAAUUUUCCCACCGAAACCAAAAAUAUUUCAAAAUGUGAUAUAAGUAUCUAAAGAAGACCACGGCAGAAUUGCCUGCUAUAAAUCUAGUCAACACCCAUUCUGUUAGCACUAUUACACAAUAAUAUAGUACACUAAUAAUCGAUACACUCUAUGAUAAUUCAUAUA